CCUGACCUAUUUUUAGCCGUUCUUUGGUUCAUUUCAUGUCAAUGCUCCUGAGAAAGCCAGAAAAGGCAAAACCAGCGGAAGCUGAUUUUUCCUCAUUCAUUUACUUACAUACUAAAAAACAAUGGAGACACGCUCUCAAGCCUUAGAGCCACCCAAACCCUCUUCCCCUAUAAUAACUCAGCCUCCACCAGAGAUUUCCACACACUGGCUUUCUCUUCCUCCUCACUCAAAGAAAAAUUAAUUCCAGUUUUUCUUUCCUUUUCACUCUUCUAGCUGCUAGCUUCUCGCUCACCAAACAAUAAUGUUCCCAGUAAACAAGACCAGAAGAGACACACGGAAAGUCGUCUACGGGCCGCCGCUGAAACAACUAAGGACGUUCCUCCGUCCUGUCGUUGGAUCCAGCUCCAGCCGCGGCUCGUCGCGUAGCCGUUCUGUCCAGCUGACAGACGACCUUAUUGAGUACAUCUUCACCCUUCUCCCCAUAAAAGCCGCUGUCAAAGCCGGCCUCGUGGCCAGAAGAUUCAGAGACUCCUGGCGUCUCGCGCGCAGGAUCCAUUUCGAGAAAGAGCUUGCCGAAGGGUACGACAACGACAAGUUGGAGACAAUACUGAACCAUGUUUUCGAAUCCCAUACGGGUGACGAGAUCAAAAGCUUCCGGCUCCACUUCGAUCCCAAUGCCCACGAGCUUCACUUGCCGGAAUGGGUAAGAAAAUGCAUCCAGAAACGGGUCCAGGAGCUGGAUCUCGACAUCUCCCAACCCAAACAGGACCCUUCUUUCCUUCUCCCUCCGCACUUCCUCGACGUGGAGAGCCUGAAAGUCUUGAAGCUCUCGUACUCGGUCUUUCAGCUCCCACCAGAACUCAAAGGCCUGUCCUUGCUCACAACUCUCGUUCUCCGGAGAGUUGACAUAACCCCGAUGAUCAUCCAAACUAUACUUGACCGGUGCGCCCUACUCGAAACCCUUGACAUGGAACGGUGUCACGGGUUUCGGCUUCUGAGAAUCCACGCUCAGAAGCAAACGAGGUUGAGGGUUUUGAAGGUGGGAAAUUGUCGGGCGGAGGUUCGGGUUAUUGAGAUUGAUGCCCCGAGUGUUGGAUCUCUUUAUUAUAAUGGAAAUAUUAGUAAUUUCCGCGUAAUUUCUCAAUCUUUGCUGUUUUUGAAAGAGGCCAUGCUCUAUUUCAAGCCCCUGAAAGGGAUCACAAACCCUUUGCAAGUUGAAAGACUUGCUUCUACUAUCUCGAAUAAUGUCGAGCUUCUCACCAUUACAAGUACAUUUCUUGAGGGUUUGUCUCCGCGAAUUGUUGACGGGGUUUUGAGAGAAAAACAGGUGAGCUUUCGCAAUUUGAAGGAGCUCCAGUUGAUAAUGGAGAAUCCUAGCUAUUGCAAUGCUGGCGACAUUGCUUCAUUUCUCAAAAAUUGUCCACACCUCGAGAAAUUAUUUAUCGAUGCGGAUGAGUUUACUUUUGAUGGCGGAGCUUUCUAUGAACUGCAUCAAAAGCCAUUACUGAACAAACACUCGGCCUUGUUCAAACACCUAAAGCUCAUCAAAAUUAUGGGUUUUAGGUUCCAACCUUGUCACCUCGAUUUGACGAGGUUUCUUUUGGGGAAAGCCAUGUCAUUGGAAUACAUGUUUCUUCUUCUCCCCAAGAGUUUCCGUUUCAGUAGGGCUCUGCGUCAGGAUAUGGACUUUUUCACCGAUGCUUUUCUCUCUUGGAAAUUAUCUCCCGACGCAGAAAUAUCUAUUGGUUUUGCUUGGGAGGACAAAAGCUUUGUUUAUCCGAAACAAUCGAGGAGUUGGUACUAA
Molecule: messenger RNA, 1804 nt
Organism: Prunus mume (Japanese apricot)
Lineage: Eukaryota; Viridiplantae; Streptophyta; Magnoliopsida; Rosales; Rosaceae
Product: FBD, F-box and Leucine Rich Repeat domains containing protein
Molecular function (GO): protein binding
Source: RefSeq, a predicted model, not a curated record